Mercurialis annua (annual mercury) is the source of this 534-nucleotide messenger RNA. RefSeq lists its product as uncharacterized. The transcript is spliced from 2 exons. Gene Ontology annotation, biological process: DNA integration. The record is from RefSeq and is a predicted model, not a curated record. Lineage: Eukaryota; Viridiplantae; Streptophyta; Magnoliopsida; Malpighiales; Euphorbiaceae. Gene Ontology annotation, molecular function: nucleic acid binding. Bases 1 to 534 code for a protein of 177 amino acids.
AUGUUCAUAGGAGGAGAUAUGGUAGAAUGGGCCUCUCAGAUGAAAAUUAAGAUGUUGCACUCGACACCAUAUUAUGCACAAGACAACGGGCAGGCUGAGGCAACUAAUAGAGCCAUCAAGCUUAUCGUCCAGAAGAUGAUUGAAGAAAAUCUAUGGCCGUGGCACGUUUUAUUGUCAGAAGCUGUUUGGGCGAAUAGAACCAGUCAAAAAUCAGCAACGGGAACCUCGCCCUAUAGGAUGGUGUAUGGGCACGAUGAGGAUGCUGCCAAUGGAAUCAACAGUCAUGUCAACUCACCGCCUAAAAGGAGGGUGGAACGAGCAUAUAACAAGCGAGUAAAAUUAAAGUCUUUUGUAGUGGGCGAUAUGGUGUGGAAGGCAAUCUUGCCCAUAGGCCACAAGGACAGGCGAUUCGGUAAAUGGAGUCCAAAUUGGGAAGGUCCCUUCAUCGUGACUACAAAACUGGACAAUGGUGCAUAUGUUCUGGCCGAUAUUGAUGGAGACGAACACAAUAAGGCAAUUAACGGUCAAUUCUGA